Molecule: messenger RNA, 1408 nt
Organism: Phragmites australis (common reed)
Lineage: Eukaryota; Viridiplantae; Streptophyta; Magnoliopsida; Poales; Poaceae
Product: bifunctional protein FolD 1, mitochondrial-like
Exons: 5
Coding region: 78-1229 (383 amino acids)
Biological process (GO): tetrahydrofolate interconversion
Cellular component (GO): cytosol
Molecular function (GO): methenyltetrahydrofolate cyclohydrolase activity; methylenetetrahydrofolate dehydrogenase (NADP+) activity
Source: RefSeq, a predicted model, not a curated record
GUGGCCCAAAAGGCCCAAACUUCCAUCAUAUCACUUGUGAUUUCGGACGCGAGCGGCGGCCGAGCGCGUCGACAGAGAUGGGUGGCGCCGCCGUGGCCUUGCUCGCCGCCACGCGCCGUCACCACCGCCCGCUCGCUUCCUUGCUCUCUCGCGCAGAGCGCGGGCUCCACGAUGCUUCGGUGGCGGCGGCGGAGGUGGAGGACAAGGCGGGGAUGCGGAGCCGCCGCCGGCGGAGCAGCAGCAGCCGCCUUCUUGGCCCGGACUUCCCCGAAACAUGGGGCCAGCCACCGCGUGCCGCGACGCGGACGCCGUCUCAGCGGGGAGCCGGAGCUAAUUAUGAUCGCACCGCAACCAUUAUCGAUGGCAAGUCCAUUGCGGAGGACAUAAGAUUACAUAUUGCCGAAGAAGUCCGUCAAAUGAAAAGUGCAGUUGGACAUGUGCCUGGUCUAGCUGUUGUAUUGGUUGGUGAUAGAAGAGAUUCUGAAUCCUAUGUGCGAUACAAAACAAAAGGUUGUGAGGAAGUUGGAAUAAAAUCUUUGUUGGCGAAGUUGCCUGGAAACUGUACGGAAGAUGAAGUGAUGGAUUCAGUGACAAGAUUUAAUGAAGAUCCAUCUGUUCAUGGCAUCCUAGUGCAGCUACCUCUACCACAACGUAUGGAUGAGGAAAGGAUUCUGAGCGCCAUCAGCUUAGAGAAGGAUGUUGAUGGUUUUCAUCCCUUGAAUGUCGGUAAUCUUGCUCUCAGAAGCCGAAAACCUUUGUUUGUGCCCUGUGCUGCAAAGGCUUGCGUUGAAUUAUUGCUCCAAUCUGGGAUUGAACUCAUGGGAAAGCAUGUGACUGUGAUUGGGAGAAGCAAAGUUGUCGGAUUGCCCACUUCCUUACUUUUACAGCGGCAUCAUGCCACUGUCAGUGUUAUCCAUGCCUUCACAACAAAUCCAGAGACAAUUACCCGUGAAUCUGAUAUUGUGAUAUCAGCUGCUGGAGUGGCCAAUCUUGUAAGAGGAAGCUGGUUAAAGCAAGGUGCAAUUGUGAUUGACGUUGGGACAAAUCCAAUCGAGGAUUCAACCAGUGAUUACGGUUAUCGCCUUACUGGAGAUGUCUGCUUCGAAGAAGCAGUGAAGGUGGCCUCUGCUAUAACUCCAGUUCCAGGUGGAGUAGGACCGGUGACGAUUGCGAUGCUUCUUGCCAACACACUUGAUUCGGCAAAACGGGUUUAUGGCUUGAGUGACUGAACCCCCUGAAAUGUAACCUUGUUAUGCUUGACCUUUGUAAAUUACUUUUUUUUUCUUUUCCUCUUUCUGUCUCUCUUUUAGCUGUAUGAGAGCUGGGAUGUGACAUAUUUUUGAUCAAAAAAUAUUUGUAUGCUUAGCAAUGUACACGCUUUCAAUAAAUAUCUUUUGUUUGGAGACCA